Messenger RNA from Protobothrops mucrosquamatus (brown spotted pit viper), 2357 nucleotides. It is a transcript of the gene POC5, whose product is annotated as POC5 centriolar protein. The transcript has 16 exons. The coding region runs from base 14 to 2065 and encodes 683 amino acids. Gene Ontology annotation, cellular component: centrosome. The record is from RefSeq and is a predicted model, not a curated record. Lineage: Eukaryota; Metazoa; Chordata; Lepidosauria; Squamata; Viperidae.
ACUUUAAUGCAAGAUGUCAUCAUCUGAAGAGAAAAGCACAAGUCCUAUUCUACCAAAAGAUUCUGAUCGAGGCAGUUCUGUCUCUUCUGAUCUUCAGGAUGAAUAUGAAGAGUUGCUUCGUUAUGCAGUAGUUACCCCUAGGUUUGAGCCAAGUGGAUUGCGACAAUCGGAUCACAUGGAGGUUCAUCAGGUAGCUGCAGGUAAGAGUCCAGGAAUGAGUGACUACAGGCAUGAAAGUGCAGGAAUGAAAUGGAGGUGCCAUGGAAGAACCCCAGAACUUGCAACAUCUAGUCGAACAACAAGAAUAGAAGUUUCAGCGUCAGUAAAGGAAUCAGCUCAUAUGGAUAUGGAAGGACUUUGCCCAAUCCGUUCAGACGAAACUUCGUCACCAGGGUCCUCAUCUAGUCAAAGAGAUCUUCAGGGGACAUAUGUAACUGACAUGAGCCUUUCAGAUGAUAGAGUGACCCACAUAGAGAGUAUUCUUGAUCUGUGGAGUGGCAGCCUUAAAACUAAUGUUUUGACUGAGUUGAGGAAAUGGAAACUUCAUUUUAUUGAACAUCAUACCUUAGAGAUGAGACAAGAAAGAGAAAAGCACGCAGCUGAUGUGAGACAAUUGACUAAUCAGAUGGAGAACUUGAAGGAAUUGCUACAUACUUACGAGAUUUCCAUAGGGAGAAAGGAUGAGGUAAUUGCAAAUCUAACACAUGCAAUUGAGAAACAAAAGGACAGGAUAGAGUUAAUGAAAAAAUUCACAAAAUGGCGACUUCAGCAUUUUUUGGGCAAACAAAAGGCCAGAGAAGAGGUAUAUGCAAACAAACUGGCUGAUCGGCUGUAUAAAUUAGGCUUAUUGAGGAAAGCCUGGGCAAUUUGGCGAUCCCGCUUGAAUGCAAAAUGGAAAGAAACCAUGGAAAAGGCUGUUCAGACAAGUUUGGAAUCUAUGCGUACUUCCCUCACCAAUGACUAUGAAGCCAAACUUCAAGCGGUAAAUAGUGAAUUGGAGGAGGCCAGAUCUGAAAUUAUUGAACUGCAGAACCAAAGACAAGAUUAUGAAGAUUCCAUGAAGAAGGCUUUCAUGCGGGGUGUCUGUGCACUGAAUCUAGAGGCAAUGAGCAUGUUUCAGGGCAAAGAUUUCAAACUUGACCAGGUGCGAAGUCAGCUUCAACCUGGCCCAUCAGUUAGAUCAAGCAUAUUUCGUCAGCAGCAAGAGCAAGUAAACAGUGAAGUGAGAAGUCAGCUUCAGCCUGGCCCAUCAACCAGAUCGAGCAUGUUUCGUCAACAGCAGGAGCAAGUAGAUGGUGAAGUGAGAAGUCAGCUUCAUUCUGGCCCAUCAACCAGAUCAAGUAUGUUUCGUCAGCAGCAGGAGCAAGUAGACGGUGAAGUGCGAAGUCAGCUUCAGCCUGGCCCAUCAACCAGAUCGAACAUGUUUCGUCAACAGCAGGAGCAAGAAGACAGUGAAGUAGUUGAUCCAUCAGAAAAAAGAGCAGAAUCUGGUGCUGGCACUGGUAGACCUACAGCAAAAUUUUCUUCAUUUCAGUAUGAUCAGCCUAUGCCAUCUACUUCCUCGCUGCCACAACCACCACCUCAUUUUGCUCCAACAACAGCUGGAUCUGCUCCUGCAGAAGAUCUUUUUUCUUCUCACCAAGGCCAUGCAGUAACAUCUCAAACCAGAUUAGACUGUGCUGCUGCCUUAACAACCUGUGGUGCUGCUACAGGAUCAGGCAUAAUGUGCAUUUCAAAACUGCCCAUGACUAGAGUGGUAACAUCAGCUCAACAAAAGGCUGGAAGGACAGUCACUGCAAAAAUCACCGGUCGUUCAGAUUUUGCGGCAAAGAAUCGUAUUUGCAGUAACUUAGAUGUCUUGGGUGUUUCGCCCCCCAUGAAUUCUGUUGUGGUGGAGAAACAUCAUCCUGUCACUCAGCAAACUAUAUCUCAAGCUGUUGCUGCUAAAUAUCCUCGAAUCCUGCACCAGUCUUCUAAUGCUAUCAGCGUGAGACAUCUAGGACACAAUGGGAAAACUCCUGCCCAGACUCACAACAACAUUCAGUCAAUAAAAGUAGUGGAGUAGGUUAGCCGGUUGAAACGCCUGUACUUUAUUUUAAGCACAUGGAGAAAAUUUUCCAGGUUAUUGUUUAACAUGUGAUCCCUGGUGCUUGCAGAUUAAUGGAAUAAUAACCCAAGAUGCAUCAUGUUUUUCCUCUCAAUAAUAUUGUACAUGUAGAUAUUUUGAAGCGUAAAAAAUGUGCCACCCAAGAUGGCAUAAUGUAGUUCUGUGUAACUGCAAAUAAGGUAUACUUGAAAUUUUUACUUUCUUAAACUUAUUAUAUAUGCUUAUUUAAUGUUUUUAAUAAAAUGAAGUA